AUAUCAUCUUCUUCACCUAAACAUUUACAAGAAUUGAAAAAGGAACAAAUAUUUAUUCUUCUGAUUGCGAUAAAUGACGAUGUAUCGAAAAUUUAUUACAUGCAUAUCAGUGAUACAUGUGCGCGUGCACUGCUCUUUGCAUGAUUAUUAAAUUGAAUGUGAACAAAUUUUAGGAUCAUUUCAUAAAUCUUCAUACAAUUUAAUAUAAUAUAUUAAUAAUGUCUUCAUAUGAUGACAAUUAUGAAAAGGAACAUCCACGAAAUUUAAUUCCUGAAUUAUGUAGACAAUUUUAUAAUCUAGGUUGGGUUACUGGAACAGGUGGCGGUAUAUCUAUUAAACAUGAAGACAGAAUUUAUAUUGCCCCAUCGGGUGUCCAAAAAGAACGAAUCCUACCAAAUGAAAUGUUUGUACAGACUAUUGAUGGAAAAGAUUUAGAACUACCUCCAGCAGAAAAGAAAUUAAAGAAAUCACAAUGUACUCCAUUAUUUAUGUGUGCAUAUAUAAGAAGAAAUGCUGGUGCUGUAAUUCAUACUCAUUCUAAAUUUGCUGUGAUGGUUACGUUACAUUGGCCUGGGAAAGAGUUUCGUGUUACUCAUCUUGAAAUGAUAAAGGGCAUUAGAAAUCAGAAAUUGAGGAGGGCUUAUCGAUAUGAUGAAGAACUUGUAGUGCCAAUAAUAGAAAAUACUCCAUUUGAAGAAGACUUAAGAGAUGAACUAGAUAAAACUAUUGUUGCUUAUCCAGAAACUUGUGCUGUCUUGGUAAGGAGACAUGGUGUUUAUGUUUGGGGUGAUUCAUGGCAGCAAGCUAAAACUAUGACGGAAUGUUUUGAUUAUUUAUUUGAUAUAGCAUUACAAAUGAAACAAAGUGGAUUAGAUCCACUUGCAACUCCAGAUGAUUACGAAUUAAAAUACCAAAAAAAUGGAUUAGUGAACUAGAGUACAAUCCUUAUUCUAUAUUUUUAUAAGCUGUAAUAAGUUACUAUGAUCGUGUAUUUUACAAAAAAAAUUGAUGUA
Messenger RNA from Megachile rotundata (alfalfa leafcutting bee), 1013 nucleotides. RefSeq names its product putative methylthioribulose-1-phosphate dehydratase. The record is from RefSeq and is a predicted model, not a curated record. Gene Ontology annotation, cellular component: cytoplasm. Gene Ontology annotation, molecular function: metal ion binding; methylthioribulose 1-phosphate dehydratase activity. NCBI's taxonomy places the organism in Eukaryota, Metazoa, Arthropoda, Insecta, Hymenoptera, Megachilidae.